CGAGCAGAACGUGUGCGGCGGUAAUGGCUGCCAGGGAGAGUGAGGAAGACAACAAAUGAACCCCUGAGAAACGACUCAAAGUGAGGACUAGGAUGGUAAGCAGCCAGCCGAAGUACGAGCUGAUCCAGGAGGUGGGGCGUGGCAGUUACGGCGUGGUCUAUGAGGCAGUGGUGAAGCGCACAGGGGCCCGGGUGGCGGUGAAGAAGAUCCGCUGCCACUCUCCGGAGAAUGUGGAGCUGGCCCUGCGCGAGUUCUGGGCCCUGAGCAGCAUCCAAAGCCAGCACCCGAACGUCAUCCACCUGGAGGAGUGCAUCCUGCAGCGGGACCAGCUGGCCCAGAGGAUGAACCAUGGAUCCAGCUCCCCGCUCUACCUGGAGCUGGUGGAGACGUCCCUUAAAGGCGAGAUCACAUUUGACCCGUGCUGUGCCUACUACCUGUGGUUCGUCAUGGACUUCUGCGACGGGGGUGACAUGAACGCCUACCUGCUGUCCCGCAAGCCCAGCCGCAAGACCAACACCAGCUUCAUGCUACAGCUGGGCAGCGCCCUGGCCUUCCUGCACCGCAACCAGAUCAUACACCGCGACCUCAAACCGGACAACAUCCUCAUCUCCCAGGCCUGCACGCCGGCAGGGUCGUCCGAGCCCACCCUCAAAGUGGCCGACUUCGGCCUGAGCAAGGUCUGCUCCACCUCCGGGCUCAACCCGGAGGAGCCGGCCAGCGUCAACAAGUGCUUCCUGUCCACGGCGUGCGGGACGGACUUCUACAUGGCCCCAGAGGUCUGGGAGGGCCACUACACGGCCAAGGCGGAUAUCUUCGCCCUGGGGGUGAUUAUCUGGGCCAUGGUGGAGCGCAUCACCUUUGUGGAUGUGGAGACUCAGAAGGAGCUGCUGGGGAGCUACGUGCAGCAGGGCUCAGAGAUUGUUCCCUUAGGGGAAGCCCUGUUAGAGAACCCAAAGAUGGAGCUGCUGAUCCCCGCCAGGAAAAAGAGCAUGAACAGCCACAUGAAGCAGCUGAUCAGGGAGAUGCUGUCGGCCAACCCUCAGGAGCGGCCCGACGCCUUUGAACUGGAGCUCAGACUGGUGCGUAUCGCCUGCAGAGAGCUGGACUGGGACACGUGAUGGAUGAGCAAAAAGCGCCACAGACUCAGCCGAUCAAGCACAUGUCCACAUCUCAUCAGUCGCUGU
Seriola dumerili (greater amberjack) is the source of this 1184-nucleotide messenger RNA. RefSeq names its product PDLIM1 interacting kinase 1 like (gene pdik1l). Gene Ontology annotation, molecular function: protein serine/threonine kinase activity; ATP binding. The transcript has 3 exons. Gene Ontology annotation, cellular component: autophagosome; cytoplasm. Gene Ontology annotation, biological process: peptidyl-serine phosphorylation; axon extension; autophagy. Bases 93 to 1118 code for a protein of 341 amino acids. The record is from RefSeq and is a predicted model, not a curated record. Lineage: Eukaryota; Metazoa; Chordata; Actinopteri; Carangiformes; Carangidae.